CCAAUCACAAAAUUCAUUCAAAUUUCUCCAACUCAUCGUCGUACCCAAUUCCAACAACCCUAACCUUCAAAAACAAAACCCUAAAUUCAAUAUAGGGUUAGGGUUUUCAGGAAUUACAAUCGAAUAAAAAUGUCGAGGAUGGCGAGGAGUUGCAUGCAAUCAUUAUUGAAGGUGGUUAAUUCGUUGAUUGGAAUGGUAGGGAUUGCCAUGAUUUUAUACGCACUUUGGAUGUUUAGGGCUUGGCAUAAACAGAUGGCUCCUUAUCCUUCACCUUUCUUUGGCCCUGAUAGCCCUGCCCCAUGGUUCAUUUACGCAACACUUGGUCUUGGAAUAACUUUGUCCGUAGUCACUUGCUCAGGUCACAUUGCUGCAGAGACUGCUAAUGGCUGUUGCUUGUAUAUUUACAUGGUUUUUGUCUUCCUACUCCUCAUGAUCGAAGCAGCUGUGACAGUAGAUGUAUUCCUCAACAGAAACUGGGAAGAGGACUUCCCUGAGGACACGACUGGGAAUUUCAAUGAGCUUAAACACUUCGUGAAAGAGAACUUUGACAUUUGUAAAUGGAUUGGCUUGUCAGUAGUGACUGUGCAGGGUCUAACUAUAUUAUUGGCAAUGAUCCUUAAAGCUCUAGGACCACAUCAGGAAAGGUAUUACUAUGAGAGCGAUGAUGAGUAUGUUCCCGACAGAGUCCCACUAUUGAAGAGUUAUGUUCCUUCACCCUCUUAUGUUGUUGGCGACCCUAUGUAUGCACCUAAGAAUGAUGCUUGGAAUAUCAGAAUUAACAGCAAGGCAAGCAGAUGAGCUCCAAGUUCAGUUGGUCAAUCGGCAAGAACUGAAUUUGCAAUACAAUUGUUUGCAUUGAGCAAAAUAUGUGUGAAGUUGAAGGUGGGAUUCGCAUGCUUCCGACCUGCAGUAGAAUUCAUGUAAACAUGUGCAGUUCUUGUAUAUUCUGGGUCCAUAUACCUCUUACACUUGUUGUACAAUGUGAUAAUGCAAGAGUUCGAAACGUCUACUUCAGUUGCUUUUAUGUGUAAUAGUAGAAUCAUGAAACUUACGAGGACAGGGAGUAAAGUACAGCAGUAAAACUAUUAGGGAUGAAAAAACAAAAGAAAUCUAAUCAUUCUCUUGCUAGGUAUAGUGGAGGAACAAUCAAUUACACUUGUCACUAGUGGAGACUGUUGAAUUCUUUUGCAGUAUUACUUAUUUGUUUGUCCCUAUUGUGGACUAACAAUCAAUCAUACUUGUUAUUAUAAGUAAAAGAGGAGACCGUUUAGAUCUUCUGAA
This is a messenger RNA of Lycium ferocissimum, 1281 nucleotides long. Its product is annotated as tetraspanin-19. Gene Ontology annotation, cellular component: membrane. The transcript is spliced from 6 exons. The record is from RefSeq and is a predicted model, not a curated record. The coding region runs from base 130 to 798 and encodes 222 amino acids. NCBI's taxonomy places the organism in Eukaryota, Viridiplantae, Streptophyta, Magnoliopsida, Solanales, Solanaceae.